UUGCUCUCUGUCUAUCCUCAGAAAAAUGUCUGGCUGACUAUUCCGCAAACCUCAAAGACGACAUCAGUGAAAACUUGUGCUCCUGAUAAACUUGGAUUUUUUGAUUAAUGACACAAAAACUGAAGUUACCUUUGAAGCAGCACAAGACAACACAGCCGGUUCAUCGAGAAUGUAACAUCCCUAUCUCUCCAGGGAGGCAUCGUGUUCAGUGUGAAGUUCUUCACCCAUUCUGAAGUUCCAGAAGUUUCCUCUUUUUCCCCUUCAUCUCUAAGCUCUCUCUUUGACAUUUACCACCAUGCCUGCCAAAGCACCAAUUUACCUGAAGUCUACCAACAGCAAGAAAGGCAAGAAGUGUCGUCUGAGGGACAUCCUGUCACCAGACAUGAUUAGCCCACCUCUCGGUGAUUUCCGCCACACCAUCCACAUCGGAAAAGGUGGCGAGAGGGAUGCCUUUGGGGACAUGUCCUUCCUCCAGGGGAAGUUUGAGCUCCUUCCUGGGAAGGGUAGAGGUGUUCCGUCACAAUGCAUCCACAAUGAAUUUCUGCGGGCCAACAGCGCAUCUGAUGCCCAGUUUACAGAGACGCCCUCUCCUGUUCUAAAGAAUGCCAUCUCACUCCCUUCAAUUGGGGGUUGCCAGGCUCUCACCUUGCCCCUCCUGUCCACAAAUGUGUUUUCCAUGCCAGUCAUGGACCCCCUGGAUUGCAUGGUAGGCAGGGUCCCUACACCUCCCCUGGGGGGACCAGACAGGGCUGAUGAAUUGGAGAUCCUUGAGAUGGAAACUCUGUUAUGUUCAUUUGAGGUCUUCAACAGUGAAACUCCUACAUCCCCAAAAGAGGUCACAUCAAAACCAGACAUGUUGCUGGAUGUGAUAAAAAACCCAGUGACGUCAAACACAAAGAAUGUCUCCAAAAGCAAUUAUAAUAAGCACAAUGGGUUUGAAAAGUCUUCACCAACCUACAUCAGUGACAUCUGCAAUGGCAAUGGAGGUGUCAAUGGGAACAGCAAUGGCAUCUUCAGUAGCAACAAUGGCUUCACUACCAAUGGCAAUGGCAACUGCAAUGGCUUUGGAAGCUGUAACAAUGACAUAACCCUCUGCUCCAAGAAAGGGCUCUACGAGAGCAAUGCAGAUUGGGUGGAUAGGGACAGCGGGGUGGAUGAGGGGCGCAUUUGUGACUUUGACUUUGAGUUCUCCAAGGACAAGAGUGAGUCACAUGAUUCAAUCUCAAACAUUACUGGGUCCCUUCUGUCACUCGAACUCGAUUUGGGCCCCUCCAUUCUUGAUGAUGUACUCAACAUCAUGGGCGACCCCAAGCCAAAGAGCCGACCUUGAGCGAUGGCAAUGUUAAAGACCUGAACGUGAAAUGUAGAACUUGAGAGUAAAUUGACUCACAAACCUGUCGAGAUACAAUGUAUGGCAUGUGGAUAUUAUUGAGUUGGAAAUAUGCAGAGCUACUUAUGUUCUUAUUUUCCAAAUUAUUUUCUAUUUUAGCUUCACUCGGGUGUUGUUUUCUGUUUAUGCAUUAUGCUACCAGGCAUGAGAUGCAUGCGCUAUUGAAUUACUUCUGAAUCACAGCCAUUGUGCCUUUUAUUUUGUAAUUAAAUUAAGCUAGAAGAGUAGCAUUUGUGUGUUCUAAAGUAGUUAUUGCUUUGAUACAGAGUUCUAAACCUAUAUUUCGCUGUAAAGAUAAUGCUUUCGUGACAUGUUAACCAUCACCAUAUUGUUUUGUCACAUUACCAUAAUAUUAACAGAACAGGAAAGAUUCCUAUGCCUAAUAUACAGUACUUGUGUUCUCGUUAUACAGCGUUAAUAAAUAGAAUCUAAUUUCCCCUAUUUUGAAAUACUGAAAUAAUAUGUAAUUUAGCAAAGUUGUAUCUUUGAUGGAAUGAGACAUUUCUGAGAAAAAAAACAAGGUUAGACAUUGAGUUUACUCAGCAGGCAUAUUUUGUUCCUUGGAAGUUUGUGGGGACAUAUGUUUUUUAUUUUACAUUACUUUUGACAACAAAGCCAUACAUUUCCUGAUUGGUAAAACAGAAUUUGUUUUUUUAUUUUAUUUUCUGAGAACAUAAGUGGAAAUGUUACCUAUUUUGAAAUAAUUUGUUUUUAGGUUGCAGUUAGGGGGCUGAAUGUAGAAUUAAUUGUCAAUAUGGAAGCUAUGUAAAUUGAAGCGACACUGCAUUCAAAGCAGCUCUCCCAAAUAAAGCAAAGAGAAGGUCAGUUUAUAAUGGAAGGCAAUGAAUAUUUGGUUUCUCUAUGUAUAUGGAAACUGAAUAUCCACCAAACAGAAGUUUGAAAAUGACCCAAAAUCACUCCACCAUUACUGCAGCUACAUCACGGAUAUUGUCUGAUAUUACAAUGCAACAAUUCUACAUAUUGCCCCUUAAACAACAAACAAUGAAAAUUAAAGGUUAUUUGGGUUUUGUCUGAAUAAAUUCAUUCAAACUAGUAAUGAUUGUUUUCUUAAUGCUGUUAGACUAUUUGAGUUAAAUCUUUUUCAACUCUAAGCACAGGACAAAAAAAUUACUUCCCUAAAUGUAUCAAGUUCCAUAAAUGUCCUCAUAAUGUUUAAAAGAAACUAUACUGCACCAUUCUCAGAAUGUUGUGGAUAAUACUUAAUAUUAAGUAACAAAAUAACAAAAAGGCAAACAAGCUCUCACCAAGUAAAAACUGCUGUUUCUCAGAAUUUUACGUGUCGGCUGGCUUAAGAAUAAAGACAGUGAAGACGAUGGGCUUACAAAGUAGAGGUCAGUAAGACAGUUGGAAAGUGAGCAAGACAAGUAAAAAGUGAGAAUGUGUGAGGAGAGCAAUGCAAAAUAGAUCAAGUGGGACAACAGAAAAGAAGACAGAAUGGCUUUUUUCUCGCCUUCUGGCAUUCUUUACAUUCUCCUUCAGUGCUCUGCAAUAGGAGCACUGGUGGGAAAGCACUCCUUCCUCUGGUCAAACAGGCGCCUGCACCGUUUGUUUGCAUGUGGAUGGGACAAGCAGAGGAGGGGUCUUUAAAAUUCCCAGCAUUCCAGCUAAGGAGUUCAAGCAUCCUGGAGUGGGCAUAAAUCAGCUGUUUAGAGUUGAAGGGGCAGGACUUUUUCUUAAACCCACCCAUUCAUCUCUCAUUCUAUAGUGCAAUUUAGGUAAUACAAGUCUCUAAUUACUACUCAGAGGCAAACUUUGUUGUUCGUACAAAAACGAUGGAAGACUGCUCUCCACUGUCUGGCUGUGAUAAAGAAGGUUUUGAUGUUGCAGUGUUGAGGCCUCAAGUUUGAAUGGGCAAGACAGCUGCAAACACCAUAUGCACCCAAUCUUAACCUAGUGCCCUCUCUGGCACCCAUACCUGUUAAUCAUCAUCCUCCAUCUCCUCUCAUGGUCACAGACAUUAAAUGUCUCUCUGCAGUGCUCAUUUACAUGCCUUAAGGACCAGCUAUGGUGUCACCCUUGAACAAGCAAGUCCCACUCAUCUCCGUAUCAUGUUAAAUAGUAACAGUACUAACUUUUUUCAGAGUAAACCAGAUGUUUAAGCUUAGUUAUAGUGGAACACUUCUUGAAAGUUUGACAGACAUUUUCAUUGCAAAAGUGAUAUACAGGAUGUUGGCGUUUUAGCAGUAAACCUAGCUAUUUCUUGCUCUAAUGGUUCAAUUUGAAAUACAUGACAUAGAGGAACCUUGCAACGGUAAUAUGAGGAAGGGGUACUCAGUCCCUUCAACGUAUGCUGGGUGGUACUCAAGGAUUGCUUAAAAAGCAGGAGACUGAGUGAAAAUUUGGCAGUGAAUGUUGGAUAGUAAGAGAGACAAGCAAGCAAAUUAUUUAUAUCCCGUCACAUAAAAAUGGCGAGAUGGUUGCAGUAGUUUUACUAAAAGGAAUUGUGUGAUGUUCUUUAUGGUCACCAUUCAUACAUAGAAAUGUUUUCUCCAAUGUUUGAGGGACCUUUAUAUAGAAAUUGUAGUAAAAGGAAAUUCUGAGAGGCUGGGAGACUGCAGGCUUCUUAUCGUCAAUUAAAUUGUGUAACCCAGAGGAACUGUCUUUAAUACAGGCUGAAAUAAAAAAAACUUUAAACAAAGGUGACAUUCUUUGAUGAGCAAGUCUUAUUGGUACCAUUUUACAUUUAUCUUUCGUGUCUUGUUCGAAACUUAUGAAGUUUGAAAAUAUCACAAACAGUCAGUUAGCCCCUUGCUAACAUUAUGUUAUGAGAUUUCAUUAAGCCAGCUGACCCAACUGGCUCAAUGCCUGAAAGCUUUUCCUUUAUUAGCUAAUGUUGGAUGUGUGUAACAACAUAGGGUGCGCAUAUGACGGAAUCUCCUCAAGGUCAAGAUAAACUUGAUGCGGUCACCACUGUGGAAAGGUCCGUCCCAUUCAUUUUCAAUGACAAUAUAGUGUCGACAAGCAAUCUUAGCAGCACAAAGCUGAGCUGAGCUGUGCUCUGUGAUAACCAGUCUUCCUUGUUGGGAAACCAAUUGUGUAUCCCAAAUCACCCCCCAAUCAAACCAAUGUUCAAUCCCAAAU
Molecule: messenger RNA, 4492 nt
Organism: Esox lucius (northern pike)
Lineage: Eukaryota; Metazoa; Chordata; Actinopteri; Esociformes; Esocidae
Gene: cdc42ep3
Product: CDC42 effector protein (Rho GTPase binding) 3
Source: RefSeq, a predicted model, not a curated record